GCCGGAGAAAAAAGCGAAGCCAUGUUAGGAGCUCGAAGCUCGUCAUCAUGUCGCAUUUCUUGGACGUCUUAGCCUCGCAGGCUGUUACCUUCUCCCAACUUAACCAACUCCUUGCUCAGCUCAUCGUGAACUCCCUCCACAGACAUAACUACUGGACGGCGCGUGUCGUUUUCUGUUGUACGCGCCUCCACGCCCCACCUUCUUUUCCACGCCUUGUUUUCCACUCGGCGGAAUGUCCCAAUGUCUUUGUCUUCACUUCCAUGUUCCGAUACUUUUGUCAUAUGGGUUUCACAUCCGAAGUUCUUCGUCUCUAUGGACAAAUGUGGCGUUGUGGGGUAAAGCCCGAUGCUUUCGUUUUCCCUUUGGUGAUCAAGUCGGCGGGAAAAUCCGGGAUCGUGUUCCAGACUCACGUGGAGAAACUGGGUUUUGGUGGAGACCCUUAUGUACGUAAUGUGAUAAUGGAUAUGUACGCGAAGUACGAAUCUAUUGAGAUUGCGCGGAAAGUGUUCGAUGGAAUUACUGUGAGAAUGGUUGCGGACUGGAAUUCGAUGAUUUCCGGGUAUUGGAAAUGGGGGAACAAGGAUGAAGCUUGUAAAUUAUUCAAUUUAAUGCCUGAGAAUGAAAGGAACGUGGUUUCUUGGACGGCAAUGGUUACGGGUUUUUCUAAAGUGAAGGAUUUGAACCAUGCUAGGAGAUAUUUUGACAGAAUGCCUGAGAAGAGCGUUGUUUCGUGGAAUGCUAUGCUUGCUGGUUAUGCCCAGAAUGGUUUUGCGGAGGAAACUCUGAGAUUGUUUAAAGAAAUGGUGGGAGCUGGGGUUAGGCCAGAUGAGACCACAUGGGUCACCAUUGUUUCCGCCUGUUCUUCGUGUGCUGACCCUUGUCUUGCUCAGUCUCUCGUCAAAAUGAUUGAUGAGAAGCGUAUCCAUCUGAAUUGCUUCGUGAAGACAGCAUUGGUUGAUAUGCACGCAAAGUGUGGAAAUAUUAAGGCUGCUAGGAAAAUUUUUGAUGAGUUAGGAACACAGAGGAAUCUUGUCACAUGGAAUGCUAUGAUUUCGGGAUAUACCAGAGUUGGUGAUCUGGGUACGGCCAGAGAGCUCUUUGAUAAAAUGCCCAAGAGAAAUGUUGUGUCUUGGAACUCAAUGAUAGCUGGGUUUGCUCAAAACGGGCAGUCUGCAUUAGCAGUCGAGCUGUUCAAAGAGAUGAUUGAUUCUGGAGGUACGGAACCGGACGAAAUAACAAUGGUUAGUGCUCUCUCAGCUUGUGGGCAUCUCGGUGCUCUAGAAUUGGGUGAUUGGGUUGUUAAGUACAUUGCUAAGAACCGAAUCAAGCUGAGUAUUUCGGGAUACAAUUCUCUGGUCUUCAUGUACGCAAGGUGUGGAAACAUGAAGGAAGCAAAGAGGGUUUUCCAUGAAAUGAAGGAAAGGGAUGCCAUCUCCUACAAUACUCUAAUCUCAGGUUUCGCUGCUCAUGGAAAUGGAGUUGAAGCCCUAAGUUUGAUUUCCAAAAUGGAAGAAGAAGGCCUUGAGCCAGACCGUGUGACUUACAUUGGCGUCUUGACAGCAUGCAGCCAUGCAGGAUUAGUUGAAGAAGGCCAAAGAAUCUUCAAAAGAAUAAAAGAACCCUCCGUAGAUCACUAUGCCUGUGUCGUAGAUUUGAUGGGUCGGGUUGGUAAGCUGAAUGAAGCAAAGAGAUUGAUCGACGAAAUGCCCAUGCAGCCGCAUGCAGGAGUAUAUGGCGCUCUCUUGAAUGCUAGCCGGAUCCAUAGAAACGUCAAACUCGGCGAGUUUGCAGCUGAAAAGCUCUUUGAACUCGAGCCGAACAAUUCGGGGAACUUUGUUUUGCUAUCUAACAUAUACGCAUCUGCCUCAAGGUGGAAGGACGUAGAUUCCAGCAGAGAAAGAAUGAAGAAGCUGGGACUGAACAAGACAACGGGAUGGAGCUGGGUGGAACACAAGGGCAAAAUGGUUAAGUUCAUAAUAGGAGACUGUUCACAUGAACGUUCAGGCGAUAUCUACAAGCUUUUGGAAGAACUGAGAGAGAAAAUGAAGAGGUUGGGUUAUGUAGCAGACAAGAAUUGUGUCCUGAGAGAUGUCGAGGAAGAAGAAAAGGAAGAGAUGGUGGCUGUUCAUAGUGAGAAAUUGGCUGUUUGUUUUGCCCUUCUCGUGACUCGGCCCGGGUCAGUGAUCCGAGUGGUGAAGAAUCUGAGGGUUUGUAGGGAUUGCCAUUCGGCCAUGAAGUUGAUCUCGGAGCUGGAGAAGAGAGAGAUCAUCGUGAGGGACAACAACCGGUUUCACCAUUUCUCAGACGGAAUGUGUUCUUGCAGAGAUUAUUGGUGAUACUGAUACAAUCCAAAAGGGAAGAGAUGCAAGGCAAGUUAAACCUAAGAAUGAUCCCAAUGAAGAAACUAGUUGCCGACAUAAAGUGAUUUGAAGGCAAUAUCUUUUCAAACAGCACAGAAAUUAGUAGUACCAUCACCAUGACAUUUUAAGAAGAAAAAAAAAACAGCAAUGUAAGACUGUCUCAAUC
Messenger RNA from Tarenaya hassleriana, 2526 nucleotides. RefSeq names its product pentatricopeptide repeat-containing protein At1g14470. The transcript has a single exon. Gene Ontology annotation, biological process: RNA modification. The record is from RefSeq and is a predicted model, not a curated record. Lineage: Eukaryota; Viridiplantae; Streptophyta; Magnoliopsida; Brassicales; Cleomaceae. The coding region runs from base 48 to 2336 and encodes 762 amino acids. Gene Ontology annotation, molecular function: zinc ion binding; RNA binding; protein binding.